Molecule: messenger RNA, 1083 nt
Organism: Opisthocomus hoazin
Lineage: Eukaryota; Metazoa; Chordata; Aves; Opisthocomiformes; Opisthocomidae
Source: RefSeq, a predicted model, not a curated record
AUGUCUGAAACCAAACCUCCCGCUCACCAUACCAUUCAGCAUUUCUCUCUACAGACAGUCCGUUUUCCCCGCUCUCCGUGCCGAGGCUGUAAAAUCGAUGGUAAGAGUGGCUUGGUUUUCAGCCCCCGGCAGCAGGGCGUAGACGUCGGGGAUGGCAGCCCCAGCAGCGCGCCGGCCGAGACGCCUUCCAGCCAGGACUUCAGCCUCUCCUUGCUGGACACUAACUUACCAGCUGAAGCAGAGACUGAAUUGCGCAGUUUUAUCGCUAAGCGUCUUACUAAAGGAGCUCUGUUUGAAGGAAUGGGGAAUGUAGCAUCAAUGGGGCUGAGCAUACCAGAACAUAAAGUUGGUUGUUAUUACUGUCGUUUCCAAAAAGAAAAUCUUCUAGAAAUGGCAACACUGGAAUCAGACAUCAGUGCUCCAGAAUACGUGGUUUGUUUCUUAGGUGGCUCGGAGAAAGGUCUGGAACUUUUCAGACUUGAGCUGGAUAAAUACAUUCAAAGUCUGAAGAUAAACCUUGAUUUGGAGCAAAAAAGCUUGGAGACCUCUGUUAACCCCUACUUGAGAAGCUGGUUUGAGAAUGCCAUAUGCCCUAUUCAGAGAGUAGUCCAGCUCUUCCAGGAGAAACUCGCCUUUUUGUUACAUGCUGCAUUGAGUUAUACUCCUGUGGAAGUAAAAAACGCAGAUGAAAGAACAGAAAAAGACAUCAGCAGGUUUCUGGCAGCUGCCAGCCUCCAAGGCCUUGUUCAGGAAGGAACAAUGACCUCCUUGUGCAUUGCCAUGACUGAGGAGCAGCACAAGUCAAUGAUUGUAGACUGCAGUGGACCUCAGCCUCAGUUGCAUAAUGCAGGAAGCAACAGAUUCUGUGAGGACUGGAUGCACGCUUUUGUGAAUGGUGCUGAAGGUGGAAAUCCAUUCCUCUUCCGGCAAAUUUUGGAAAACUUUAAAUUGAAGGCUAUACAAGACAUUAACAACCUGAAGAGCCUGCUGAAGAUUGUUAAAGUUGAACAUGCAGAAAUGCCAGAAGCCAGAAACGUAGUGACUGUCCUUGAGGAAUUCAUGAGAGAAACAUCAGUGGCUUAA